CACGGAUUCACCCUCUGAAAUUUUUCCACAACCUGAAAUCUCCAAGUGAAACCACUGGCCCAGUGCCAAGGACAGCUGGCAGGACGUUGGUGCCUUUUCCAGGGAGCUCUGGCUGCUGGGCUUUGUGGCACAUCAGCCUCUCCACAGACAGCCAGAUUUGAGGACCAGCUCCUAGACAAUGAACUUCCAGGUGACAGGACUGGCCCUGGACAAAAUGAAGCUGGACAGUCCACAUUCCUUCCUGGACUCAGAGGAGGUGGAAGAAGCAGAGGACCAGCAGCUGCUGGAGCCAGAGGCUUGGAGGACCUAUAUGGAGCGACGCAAUGUGCUGCGUGAGUUUCUGACCGCAGACCUGAGUCCCCAGUUGCUCAAGCGCCAUCAUGCCCGCAUGCAGCUGCUCAAAAAGUGUUCCUACUACAUUGAGAUCCUCCCUAAGCACCUGGCCCUGGGUGACCAGAACCCACUGGUGCUGCCUAACACCAUGUUCCAGCUCAUUGACCCCUGGAAGUUUCAACGCAUGAAGAAGGUGGGCACAGCACAGACCAAGAUCCAGCUCCUGCUGCUUGGGGACCUGCUGGAGCAGCUGGACCAUGGCCGAGCAGCACUGGAUGCCCUGCUUGAGGCCCCUGACCCACGGCCCUUCCUGGCUGGCUGGGGGCUUGUGGAGCAACAAUUGGCAGACCUGUCAGUUGUCAUGGAUAACUUCCUGGCCAUGAUGGUACCAGGGCACCUGCAUGUCAAGCACCGCCUGGUAUCUGACAUUGGAGCCACCAAAAUCCCACACAUUCGGCUUAUGCUAAGUACGAAGAUGCCAGUUAUGUUCGACCGGAAGGAGUCAGUGGCCCAUCAGGACUGGGUCAGCCUGCGCUGGUUUGUUACCAUCCAAUCAGCAGCACCAGAGCAGUAUGAGCUGCGCUUCAAGCUGCUGGAGCCUCGGACACAACAGGAGUGUACACAGUGUGGCAUAGUCCCUGUGGCUGCCUGCACCUUUGAUGUCCACAACCUGUUGCCCAACCGUACCUACAAGUUCACUAUCAAGAGGGCAGAAAGCUACACCCUGGUGUAUGAGCCCUGGCGGGACAGCCUCACCUUGCAGACCACUCCAGGACCCCCUGAAGGGCCUGUCCCCAGUCGGCUGGGCAAGCCCAGCCUGCCCUUGACCACACCUUCUGAGAGAUGAUUUUCUAAUAUUUAUCCACUAAUAAAGAGGAAUAUACACACACCAAAUUAAAGACACAACCCUACUUAGGCCUUAAGAUAACACCAACCACAUAGUGUUUCCCUGAUGGCCCAGCAUCCCACGAACCCCAGAACCCCUGCCUUCUGUCUUUUCCAGGAGAGCCCCAGGCUGGACAUUUCAGGACCACUGUCCACUGGAGCAGGAAGUGCUGGCUGCUAGUACCUGGCUGCUACCUCCAAUAAUAAGAGCUGUCCCAAGAGAACUCAACUCUCUCAGCCUCAGCACCUUAUAUGCCCCUUACCCUCAUAGCCAUAACCAGAUUUCUUUACCAGCCUCCUAGUUUGAGAUCCCUGAGGAAGAUGAUGUUUUGGUCCUGUCUAGACAC
Molecule: messenger RNA, 1565 nt
Organism: Onychomys torridus (southern grasshopper mouse)
Lineage: Eukaryota; Metazoa; Chordata; Mammalia; Rodentia; Cricetidae
Gene: Fndc11
Product: fibronectin type III domain containing 11
Exons: 3
Coding region: 179-1180 (333 amino acids)
Molecular function (GO): protein binding
Source: RefSeq, a predicted model, not a curated record